GCCUCCUCCGUCCACAGUUCCGGGUUGUUUGUUUUCGGAACCAUGCGGUCCGUGCUGGGUUUAGUGUGUGUUAUUUUAAUUUCUACAUUAUAUCUGUAUUCUCUGUCCUUUUAUCUUCCCCCUGUAGCACGGAUCAUCAAACAGAACCGAAUGGAAACACGGGGAGAGAGUGAUGACCAGCGGGAGAAGGAAAUGAUCGGGUUGAAGUUCCCAUCUGAUCUGCAGGAGCUGAAGCAGAUGGCAGGGUUGUUACAGCACUAUAAGAAGGAACACAGUGGCUUUGUCCUGCUCCUGUUCUCCAGUGCUUACCUGUACAAGCAGGCGUUCGCCAUCCCAGGGUCAUCACUACUGAACAUCCUGGCAGGGGCGCUGUUUGGACCGUGGCUGGGUCUUGUCCUCUGCUGUGUUCUCACCACCGUAGGAGCCUCAGUGUGUUUCUUGCUCUCUCACUUCUUUGGAAAGCAGCACAUUGUCCGAAUAUUCCCCGACAGAGUCGCCCAGCUGCAGAGAAAGGUGGAGGAGAAUCGGAGCAGUUUGUUCUUCUUCCUGUUGUUCCUGCGUUUGUUCCCCAUCAGCCCAAACUGGUUCCUCAACAUGAGUUCUCCAAUCUUCAACAUCCCCCUCGCUCACUUCUCACUCUCUGUUCUCAUCGGUCUGAUGCCGUAUAACCUGGUGUGUGUACAGACGGGCGUGGUUCUGUCUGAUCUGUCGUCUCUGGAUGAUGUGUUGUCAUGGAGUGUGGUGCUGAAGCUGCUGCUCAUCUCCUGCUCCGCCCUGCUGCCCUCCGCCUUAAUCCGCCAUUACAGAAACACACACACACACUCAAAGCAUAAAGAUCACUGAGGUUUACUACACACACACACACACACACACACACACAGAGUUUACACCAUAAUUUUGUGUGUGUUUUUAUGAGGGAUUACAUUGUAAUGUGUGUGUGUGUUUGUAUUGGGGAUACUUUAUAAUGUGUGUGUGUAGGUGCUACACUGUUAUAUAGUGUUGUGUGUGUUCAUGUGAUCUUCCCCUGAUGAAUGGACCAAUCAAAACCCUUCAUAUCAACUUGCACUGAAAUCCUGUACAUCAGUUAAAGGAGAAGCGAAGUUUCAGUUUAUUUAUAAAAUUAUAGAAUAAAACAUCUUUAUUGUGAAUGUAAUAAAAACUGAGAGAUUUUUAUUAUUAA
Molecule: messenger RNA, 1180 nt
Organism: Hemibagrus wyckioides
Lineage: Eukaryota; Metazoa; Chordata; Actinopteri; Siluriformes; Bagridae
Gene: tmem41aa
Product: transmembrane protein 41aa
Exons: 5
Coding region: 43-843 (266 amino acids)
Source: RefSeq, a predicted model, not a curated record